AUGCUGUUCAAAGCUCUCACCCUCGCUUUCAUCACCAUCACCAGCGUCUCCGGUGUCCCCGAUGGCACAUCCAACGCCCUAAAUAGGCGGAGCUACACCCAAUACUGCGGUGAAGCCACCUGGGUCCCUCCCAAAGGCUCAACCCCCGGGUACUGCAAAUGUCCCUACGAAGGACAGAUCUACAAGCAGUACUCUUGCGACUGCCCUGACGCACAGACACUCAAGACCAGAAAGUGCGUCAACAAGUGCCCUGAUGAUUCAAAGUACAAACCUGGUAGCUAUGGUAGCUGGUCUUGUAUCUGCGAUGAUGAAGGGGCUAGUUGGUCUGCUUCUUCGGGGCAGUGUAGCUGCAAGUCUGGAAAGGAGUCUGUUCAGGGAAAGUGUGUUGAUAAGUGUCCUGGAGGUACUACUCGACAGGGUGAUGGGUUAUGCAGGUGUAACGAUCCCAAGAAGGAGCCCUUCAAAGGGUCUUGUGUGGAUAAGUGCCCUCAAUACUCGACUCGCCAGGAUAACGGUAGCUGCAAGUGUCAGAGUGACAAGGAUUUGGUCAAGGGAGUUUGUGUCGACAAAUGCCCUCAGUAUUCCACGCGUCAAUCUGAUGGCAGCUGCAAGUGCAGUGAUCCGAACAAGGAGAUCAGCAAGGGUUCUUGUGUGAACAAGUGUCCUAAGGAUACUACACGACAAGCCGAUGGGUCUUGCAAAUGUGACGACGGCAGCAAGGAACUCGUCGAAGGCGUUUGUGUUUCGACAUGCCCUACCGGCUCAACACGUCAGAGUGACGGCUCAUGCAAGUGCACAGACGACAAGCAAGAGGUCGUCAAGGGAGCAUGUGUACCUGUUUGCCCAAAGGAUGCGACUCGCCAGAACGACGACUCAUGUAAAUGCGACGAUGCCAGCAAGGAACUAGUCAAGGGCUCAUGCGUGCCUGUUUGUCCUAAGGAUUCGACCCGUCAGAACGAUGACACCUGCAAAUGUGAUGCAGACAGCCAGGAAAUCAUCAAGGGCACUUGUAUUCCAGUCUGCCCGGCUAAUUCUACACGACAAGGCGAUGAUACGUGCAAGUGUGACCUAGAUGAUGAGGAAAUUGUCAAGGGAGCUUGUGUACCCGGUUGUCCAAAAGAAUCCACGAGACAACAGGAUGACACGUGCAAGUGUGAUGCAGAGGAUUCUGAGAUCGUCAAGAAUACCUGCGUCCCAGUUUGCCCCAAGGACUCGAAGAGGCAAGACGACGAUACUUGCAAAUGCGACGCAGAGGGUAACGAGAUUAUCAAGAACACCUGCGUACCUGUUUGUCCCAAGGAUUCGACAAGGCAAGAAGAUGACACUUGCAAGUGCGAUGAGGAUAACCACGAGAUCAUCAAGAAUGUUUGCACUCCUGCUUGCCCUGAUAAAUCGACCAGACAAGAGGACGAUACCUGUAAAUGCGAUACCGAGGGCUUUGAGAUCGUCAAUGGCGAGUGCAAAGAAGAGUGCCCCAAAGACUCAGAGCGUCAGGAAGACCAGUCUUGCAAGUGUACUACUGAUGGCUACGAGAUCGUCAGUGGGGAAUGCAAGCCUGAGUGCCCUGAGGGAUCUACGCGUCAGCAGGAUGAAACCUGUAAGUGUGACACCGACGGCGAUGAACUCGUGAAGGGAGAGUGUAAGCCCGGGUGUCCCGACAAAAGUACUCGCCAAGAAGAUGGAACAUGCAAGUGUACUGCUGACGGUCAUGAGAUCGUUAGUGGUGAGUGCAAACCGCAAUGCCCUGAAGGAUCGACCCGUCAGCAAGAUAACACCUGCAAGUGUGAUACUACUGGGUACGAGAUCGUCCAGGGAGAAUGCAAACCCGAAUGCCCCAAGGAUUCCUCACGCCAAGAAGACGGUACCUGCAAAUGCACCGCAGCCGGCCAUGAAAUAGUCAGUGGCGAGUGUAAGCCAGAAUGUCCCAGUGGCUCCACCCGCAACGACAAAGACAUCUGCAUCUGCGAUGACACCCUCGCCGAGCUAGACUCCCAAAACACUUGCACCUGCAAAUCAGGCAACGAACCCGUCAAAGACAAAUGCACCCCCAAAUGCUUCGACGGUUCAAACCGCGACACCGAAGGCAACUGCGUCUGCAGCGAGCCCAACACCGUCCUAUCUGAUAAGAAGUGCGUCUGCAAAGAUGGCUACAAACCCACCAAGAAGGGCUGCAACAAAGACUGCGGUACACAGGCUUACGAUAAAGACCAUCUAUGUGUGUGCAGAAAGGCUGGUCAGACGUUUAACCAAGACAAGACUUGUACGUGCCCUACUGAUACGCGCUGGAACGGCAAAAUGUGCGCCUCGAACUGUGGCUCCGACGCAUGUUGGAGUAACUCUGCCAAAGGAUGCGAGUGCAACAAAGACGGCAUGAAUUUCGACAGUGCCACAAAAACAUGUUCUUGUCCCGAUAAGCUAGUCUACUCUGACGGGCAAUGCCACAUCGACUGUGGCAAACUCGCCACAUGGCACAAAAGGUCCCAAACCUGCGUUUGUCCCAAAAAGGGCCAGAGCUUCAACCCAACUACCCUCGGCUGCGGAUGCACAGGCGGUAAGAUCUGGAGUGGCAAAGAAUGCAUCACUGACUGUGGAGACUACGCGUCCUAUAACACUCGAUCUGAUACGUGCGUUUGUGACAAGAAGGGGCAGGUGUUUGAUGCAGAUGAAAAGACCUGUGGAUGUCCUGAUGGAAAGGUUUGGUCGAAGAAUCAGUGUACUGUUGACUGUGGGAAUGCGGCGAGUUGGGAUGGGUAUGCGAAGAAUAACAUUCAAAAGAACGUGGCUGGAUCUGAAGAAACUCUGCUCAUGCGUAGACUUGCCUGUGUAAUCGAGGAGUGA
Messenger RNA from Fusarium musae, 2838 nucleotides. RefSeq lists its product as uncharacterized. Bases 1 to 2838 code for a protein of 945 amino acids. The transcript has 2 exons. The record is from RefSeq and is a predicted model, not a curated record. NCBI's taxonomy places the organism in Eukaryota, Fungi, Ascomycota, Sordariomycetes, Hypocreales, Nectriaceae.